Wyeomyia smithii (pitcher-plant mosquito) is the source of this 1640-nucleotide messenger RNA. RefSeq names its product UDP-glucosyltransferase 2-like. Gene Ontology annotation, molecular function: UDP-glycosyltransferase activity. The coding region runs from base 59 to 1600 and encodes 513 amino acids. The record is from RefSeq and is a predicted model, not a curated record. The transcript has 3 exons. Lineage: Eukaryota; Metazoa; Arthropoda; Insecta; Diptera; Culicidae.
UCUUUGGCCAGUAUUUUUCCGGCUAGCGUUAUAUUCGGCUGUUUAGUGAAUCUUCGCGAUGUGGCCCCUGCGACGAUUAAUUUCUGCAAUUGUAAUAAUUAGCGUCUUUAAUAACCAUACGGAAGCCUACCGGAUACUCAGCAUCGGCGCCAGUCCCAGCCGUUCACAUGUGAUUGUGCAGGAAGCACUAGCCAAGGAACUUGCUCGUCGUGGUCAUCAUGUUACCAUGGUCACACCGUUCCCUACAGCCCCAUCGAUAGAAAAUUAUCGGGAGAUAACUGUGCCGCUGUCCGAUGAAGGAAAACGUCUGAUGUCGCACUUUAUCAAUGAUCAAUCGCGUUGGGCAAUGAUACAGAGCUUUUCAGCCAUGAAUAAAGUGUUUAUGGAUGUGGCGAACGAUUCCAUAAACCAUCCGGAAGUGAAACGUGUCAUGGUGGAGGAAAAAUUCGAUCUGCUAAUCAUAACCAUGAUGGCAGAUUUUCUACUCGGUUUGACCCAAUUGUUAGACGUACCUGCGGUCACUGUCAGUCCGAAUGCCAUGGUUGGAUUCAUGAAUGACGUUGUCGGUAAUCCAAAAUCAAUUGCCACCGUGCCAAGUGUUAUGCUAGGAGUUAGCAGUCCAAUGAAUUUCGCCAGUCGAAUUACGAAUUUUUUUGGAUGGUUACUAGAAACUUUGUUUGGAUGCUUAAUAUCUUACAACUCGGAACGAUACUACAACUCAAAUUUUCCGCGCGAUCGAUUUCAUCCAUACGCCGAAGCUCGCAAAAACAUUUCGCUAAUACUAGUUAAUCAGCAUUUCACCAAGGCUUCACCACGUCCAUACGUACCUGUCGUUGUCGAAGUUGGUGGGUUACAGGUCAAGGAGAAACCAGACCCGCUACCAGAAGAUAUUCAAAACUGGAUUGAUGGUGCGGAGCAUGGUGUUAUCUUUUUCAGCUUAGGUUCAAACAUACAAAGUUCAUCGAUGCCCGCUGAAAAACUAGAAGUUGUGCUCGGUACCUUGAGAAAGCUAAAGCAACGAGUUAUCUGGAAGUGGGACUCGCAAGAUAUGCCCAAUAAACCACCGAACGUUCUGCUACGUUCGUGGAUGCCCCAAGAUGAUAUUUUAGCACAAAAAAAUGUUCGGCUCUUUAUAACCCACGGUGGCUUAGGAGGAGUGGCUGAAGCCCAGUAUCACGGUGUUCCCUUAGUGGGUAUUCCAUUCUUCGGAGACCAACAGGGUAAUCUCCAGAAAGUUCAAAAAGAAGGUUGGGCGGUUGUAUUGGAAUAUGUUGAUCUGACGGAGCAAAAGUUCUCCGCAGCGAUUGACGAGGUGUUGCGAAACUCGAGUUACACCGACACAGUCAGACGGCUUUCGAAACUGUACCGAGAUCGUCCGAUGACAGCUAUGGAUACUGCCGUGUUCUGGACAGAAUACGUUAUUCGACACAAAGGGGCACCACAUAUGCGCUAUCCUGGGGUGGAUUUGAACUUUUUCCAGCUGUACAUGUUGGACGUAUUGGCGGUUUUGGGUUCAGUUGUAGUUUUGUUGAUAUGGGUAAUUGUACGGGUGUGUAAUAUGUGUUGUGGUAAAAAGAAUCUGAAGCUUAAACAGUAUUAGAGUUGUCGAUUCGAUAAUAAAGUAACACACAGUGUUGUAG